CUUCCUUAGUCUUCUGAUUCAAAGACCAUAGUAGAUUUAUAUCCACGAAAUUUCGGGAUACCUUGUAUAUAAAUUUAUUUCGGGUAUUUUUCUGUCAAACAUAAAUCACCUUCCUUCAAACCAAAAACUUAUUCCGUCAUACAAAUUGACAGCUUAUCAAUGUGAAAAUGAAAUGUUUAAAACAAAUACUACAAAUUACCAAUGGAACUCUAAACGCAAAAAGACGUUUUCAUUUUUCCCCUCCCAAAUUAAAUCAGCUGCAGUGUUCGCCGAACUCACAAUUAGACAAAAAUAUCUCUGACAGAUACAUGUGUCUGCCUAUACCCGAACCAAAAACUCAAAUUUGUUAUGUCUGGAUUGACGGAACUGGAAUAGACUUAAGAACGAAAACAAGAACUCUGGAUUUUGUGCCUUCCACUUAUAAGGAAUGCCCAAACUGGACAUUUGAUGGAAGCAGUACGUUUUUCAGUGGUCCAGAGAAGUCCGAUUAUUAUAUAGUACCGAUCGCAAUGUAUCCAGAUCCAUUCAGACGAGGUAACAAUAAGAUUGUUCUGUGUGAGGCUUUUACUCCGGAAAAGAAACCUACCAAAACGAACAACAGGCAGUGUUGCAUCGAAACUUUGAACAAAGUUUGCGAUCACGAAGUGAAAUUCGGUUUCGAACAAGAGUUUUUCUUGGUGGGCCAUGACGAUAAACCUUAUGGUUGGCCUUGUGGUGCCAAAAUUGACACUGAAGGCAAAAGUUACUGUGGAAUAGGUUCUAAUAGAGUUACAGGCAGAGAUGUGGUCGAAUGUAUCUACAGGUGCUGUUUAUAUUCUGGCGUUGACGCUUACAGUUGUAAAGCCGAGAUAGCCUUUGGUCAAUGGGAACUGGUUACUGGACCAACCUUAAGCAUUAAAGCCGCCGAUGACCUGUGGUUAAUGAGAUACAUUAUCAGUAGAGUUUCUGAAGAUUAUGGUUUGACGGCGUCCUUCAAGGCGAAACUAGUACCAAAUGCUCCAGGAUCAGCUCUACACACGGCAAUGUCCACAAAAAAUAGCAGACAAGAUGAAGGUAUAAAAUACAUUGAACAAUUCAUGAAGAAACUGGAGAAGAAUCACGCGAAUGAUAUUAAAAGUUUUGAUUUAGCUGGAGGUGGAGAUAUGAGAAAACGUUUCACAGGAAAAGAUGGAAGCCCUUGUUUAGAUAAAUUUAAAAGUGGUGUUGGAGAUAGGACAGCCCACGUUAAAUUAUCACCUGCUGUUAUUGAUAAAAAGAAGGGUUUCUUCGAAGAUAGAAGACCUUGUGCUAACGCGGACCCUUACCUUGUUAUAGCGACUCUAAUAAAAAGUUGUUUAUUGUAAAUUUUGUGUAAUUUA
Molecule: messenger RNA, 1358 nt
Organism: Sitophilus oryzae (rice weevil)
Lineage: Eukaryota; Metazoa; Arthropoda; Insecta; Coleoptera; Curculionidae
Product: glutamine synthetase 2 cytoplasmic-like
Exons: 8
Coding region: 168-1343 (391 amino acids)
Cellular component (GO): cytoplasm
Molecular function (GO): glutamine synthetase activity
Source: RefSeq, a predicted model, not a curated record